Sorghum bicolor (sorghum) is the source of this 2037-nucleotide messenger RNA. RefSeq names its product serine/threonine-protein kinase HT1. The transcript has 3 exons. The record is from RefSeq and is a predicted model, not a curated record. Lineage: Eukaryota; Viridiplantae; Streptophyta; Magnoliopsida; Poales; Poaceae. Gene Ontology annotation, molecular function: ATP binding; protein kinase activity. Gene Ontology annotation, biological process: protein phosphorylation. Bases 388 to 1656 code for a protein of 422 amino acids.
GACAGGCUCGUCUAGACGAGGCAGAGCCCGAGUCGGGAGCCUAAAUUGCCCGCACGCCCCCUUGCCCACCGCCUCGAGUCGUCUCGCCCGCGGCCGAUCUCCUGCAUCCGCUCGCCGCGCCGCAACCCGGAGGCCGGAGGAGACUGCGCUCAGUCGAGCACCACCUGGGGCCCAGCAUCCUCGCGACCAUCUCGGGCAGGACGUCCGCCCUCUGCAGGCCAGUCCCUGCGACCGUCGCUGCUGUCCACUGGCCACUUUGCCCCGCGACGACGAGCACCACCAGAACACUAAGAGAUCGUGAGGGGGCAGAGAAGAUGGCAUUUCUUGCUUGAGGAUGGGCAACGUGCAGCAGCUCUAUUGUUAGGAAUUAGGAUUGGAUCCUGGGAGAUGGCUGAGGGGGCAAGGUUUCAUGGUAUGAUAGGCGGAGGUGGUGGCAAGGGGAUGCAAGACAAUGAGAUUAAUGGCUUCUACAACAUGCCGUAUUACCAAAAGUUUGGGGAGGGCUCUCACAUGUCUGUAGACAGCGCCGAUGGCUUCAACAUGACCAAUUGCGCUGGUGGUUCUGUUGCCAUGUCAGUGGACAACAGCAGUGUGGGCUCCAACGAGUCCCGCACAGUCAUACUGAAGCAUCCAGGCCUUCGUGAUGCCCCAACUGCAAGCUAUUCAGUUGGCAAUAGUGUCUUCCGCCCCAACCGUGUGGCUGCACACACGCUAAAUGAGGAUGCAUUGGCCCGGGUUUUGAUGGACCCAAAUCAUCCUACAGAGAUACUCAACAGCUAUGAGCAGUGGACCAUUGAUCUGGGGAGGUUGGACAUGGGGGAUCCUUUUGCUCAAGGAGCCUUUGGAAAGCUGUACCGGGGAACAUAUAAUGGAGAAGAUGUUGCCAUUAAGCUGCUGGAGAAGCCUGAGAAUGAUCCAGAAAGAGCUCAUUUGAUGGAGCAGCAAUUUGUACAAGAAGUUAUGAUGUUGUCUAGGCUGAGUCACCCAAAUAUUGUAAGGUUCAUAGGGGCAUGCAGGAAAUCAAUCGUGUGGUGUAUUAUUACGGAGUAUGCAAAAGGUGGCUCAGUCCGGCAAUUCCUGGCUAGAAGGCAGAACAAAUCGGUGCCUUUGCGGUUGGCUGUGAAACAGGCGUUGGAUGUAGCCCGGGGAAUGGCAUAUGUUCAUGCAUUGGGAUUUAUUCACAGAGAUCUGAAGUCAGAUAACCUUCUGAUUUCAGCAGACAAAUCCAUUAAGAUUGCCGACUUUGGAGUUGCUCGUAUCGAAGUGAAAACUGAAGGGAUGACACCAGAGACAGGAACCUACCGCUGGAUGGCACCGGAAAUGAUCCAGCACAGGCCCUAUGAUCAUAAAGUUGAUGUCUAUAGCUUUGGCAUCGUCUUGUGGGAGCUAAUAACCGGCAUGCUUCCGUUCACCAACAUGACGGCUGUUCAGGCAGCUUUCGCUGUUGUAAAUAAGGGUGCUCGCCCGGUAAUUCCUCAAGAUUGCCUGCCUUCUCUAAGCCACAUUAUGACUCGUUGCUGGGAUGCAAACCCAGAAGUUCGCCCACCAUUUACUGAGAUUGUCUGCAUGCUUGAGAGUGCUGAGAUGGAGCUUGUGAGCAACGUGCGCAAAGCACGCUUCCGCUGCUGUAUUUCUGAACCCAUGACCACCGACUGAAGUGGAAGUUGGUGGCUAGAUGACCACAAAGUGGGUAAGAGAAUGGAGUGGGAAAAGGAUAAAGAGCCUAUCUCAUGUAUUCGUGUCAGUGCCAGGGUCUCUUCUGAAGACCCUAGGAUUUGAGCUUCUGUGUUGUUGCAUUCUAUCCUGUGUAAGUUGCACAGCUGGAGUAAUCUCUUCUGAAAGUAUAGGUAAUGUUUCCUUGUAUGUUAACAAGAUCUAACUCUAAUGGAGCUUUCCUGUGUUAAUAAUAUCUGCCUGUUCUUGUAAUCAGCAUGUUUGCUUGCACCAUUUCUGUUCCUUGCCCUUUGUUGUUGACCUACGUUCCAAGACUGUUUUCGGUAUGCACUUCAGAAUGAUAUAUGUCUAUAUUUUUUGGUA